UAUUAUUUGAGGGGAGGAGGGGGGUCUCUCUUUAGCUAAGUAACACAAUAAUAGAAGAAGGAAGCAGACACAAGCAAAUUAAGGGAAACGUCGAACAAUCACCAACAAAGCCAGAUAUAGAUAGAGGAAGCAAAACCCUUUAAAGUUUCUGAAGCAUUCUUGUCCACAUGGAAGUUAGCAGGAAAAUGGUGAACAUGCUGGGCUCUGAGCGUGAUUUGAACUUCAAGGAGACUGAGCUGUGUCUGGGAUUGCCUGGUGGCGGUGGUGGGAGCGAGCCUCAUGAGGUUAUUAUAAAAGCUACCGGAAAAAGAGGUUUCUCGGAGACUGUUGAUCUGAAACUUAACCUUCAGUCUAAGGAAGAGAUCAGCGUGUUGAAGAAUGUUUCAAAGGAAAAGAACCUCCUUACAGCUUGCACCAAAGAUCCGGCUAAGCCACCGGCCAAGGCACAAGUUGUGGGAUGGCCACCAGUGCGAUCGUACAGGAAGAACAUGAUGAUGGCUCAAAAUAAUAACAAUAAUAAUAAUAAAAGUGAGAUGGAGGGAGAUCAGAAGGCUGGAGGCAGCAGCAGAAGUGCUGCUGUAGCCGCCUUGGUGAAGGUUUGCAUGGACGGCGCACCAUAUCUUCGUAAAGUGGACUUGAAAAUUUACAAGAGUUACCAAGAACUUUCUGAUGCCUUGGCCAAGAUGUUCAGUUCCUUCACCAUGGGCAAUUAUGGGGCCCAAGGAAUGGUUGACUUCAUGAACGAGAGCAAGUUAAUGGAUCUACUGAACAGCUCCGAGUAUGUGCCAACCUAUGAAGAUAAGGAUGGCGACUGGAUGCUCGUGGGCGAUGUUCCAUGGGAGAUGUUUGUUGAUUCAUGCAAGCGCCUGCGCAUAAUGAAAGGAUCAGAAGCUAUUGGGCUUGCACCCAGAGCCAUGGAGAAGUACGGCAAGAACCGUAGCUAAACUACGUACGUACGUGUAGCUUGGUCUGCUGGGCUAGCUAGCUAGCUUUCCCCAAAGUGAUCAUCAUCAUCAUGUAUCGGCCAUUAAUGCAUGAUGAGGAUUAAUUAAAAGGAUAAUUAAGGCACUUGAUGGAUCAAUUAAUUAUUAAUUAAGCAGCUGCUGGCCUGCCGGUGUUCUUAAUUUGAUUUUGAUUAGUGUCUGUAAUUUUUAUUUGAUAUUUGGUCGUAUAUAGAUAUCAUCAAAAUUAAGAAUAUGGAGCUUUGUAAUAGACAAUAUUUAAGAAGCAAUAAGCUAAUUAGCCCCC
Juglans microcarpa x Juglans regia is the source of this 1248-nucleotide messenger RNA. RefSeq names its product auxin-responsive protein IAA7-like. The record is from RefSeq and is a predicted model, not a curated record. Lineage: Eukaryota; Viridiplantae; Streptophyta; Magnoliopsida; Fagales; Juglandaceae. The transcript has 5 exons. Gene Ontology annotation, molecular function: protein binding. Gene Ontology annotation, biological process: regulation of DNA-templated transcription. Gene Ontology annotation, cellular component: nucleus. Bases 168 to 944 code for a protein of 258 amino acids.